Molecule: messenger RNA, 305 nt
Organism: Symbiodinium sp. CCMP2456
Lineage: Eukaryota; Dinophyceae; Suessiales; Symbiodiniaceae
Source: the annotation of a GenBank genome assembly
AUGGCACUCGGUGGCUCCGACGGGAAGUUAUGUGUGUUGGCAACCGACACCAUGACGAUUGAGCUGACCUUAGAAAUGACGAACUGGCUGACAUCUCUGGCGUGGAGCAGCUGUGGGGAACGACUUGCCGUCGGAUGUGAUGAUCGGAAGCUGCACGUCCUGCGCGGAGGCUGUGCGGAGUGCGCCGUUGAGCACGAGGACCGAAUUUGGGCCAGCAUGUUUCACCCAGAGUUCACCCACGUCGUCGCCACCGGUGCGGUCGACGGAAAAAUCCGUAGUCACAAGUGCUGCCUGGAAUCCAGCCG